This is a messenger RNA of Fraxinus pennsylvanica, 1575 nucleotides long. NCBI's taxonomy places the organism in Eukaryota, Viridiplantae, Streptophyta, Magnoliopsida, Lamiales, Oleaceae. The record is from the annotation of a GenBank genome assembly.
AUGAAAGAGUUAAGGCAUGUCGUGAUUAAGCCUAAAAUACAUCUUGAUCCUCCGUCUAGAGCAGUUGUUCUAGAAAACCUACAAACACUGACCAUGAUAGAGAAUUUCAUAUGUACAGAGAAGGUCCUCAAAAGAAUUCCAAAUCUAAAGAAGCUCAGAAUAUGUUACAGAUAUCCACUGCCAUCGAAACCUCAGGAUAUGAAAAAUCUCUUGGGUCUCCAUAAACUUGAAGAAUUAACAUUCCAAGAAUUAACAUUCCAACGAUCUAAGCCGUUUGUGCCUUUCUGGAAGAACCUAUCUUUCCCUCCUUCACUCAAAAAGUUAACUUUAAUUGAUGUUCCCUGCGGUAGGAGAGAAAUGGAGAUGAUUGGUUCAUUGCCUAAUCUUCAAGUGCUGAAAAUCAAAGGACGACAGUUCUCUUGCUUAAUGUGGAAACUAGGAGAAGGAAGAUUUCUUCAACUGAAAGUUCUGCUACUUGAUAAAGUUCAUCUUGAGGGAUUGAUAGCUGACAGUAUCCACUUCCCAGAACUUCAGCGCCUAGUCAUUAAGAACUGCGGAGACCCGGAGAUCCCUAUUGGUAUUGGAGAAAUUCCAACUCUUCAAUCCAUUGAGCUUUAUCAAUGUGAUAUUUCAGUUAUAAAUUCAGCAAAGCAAAUACAAGAGGAACAAGAGAACUUGGGAAAUGAUAGUCUGCGAGUUCUUAUUAGUGGUGAAUAUCAGCAGUCAAAGAAGUUCAGAGGUGGUGCGAAGUGUGCGAAGUCUGGGGAUUUUCUUCUUGGAGAGUAUACACAAAAACACAAAUCUUCCACAGUAAUUAGUGUUGUGCCAAAGCCUACUCUACUUUCUCUCUCUUGGAAAGCAGAGGUGGUGCGAAGUUUAGGUUUUCUUCUUCGAGCAUCUUUUUCGAGCGCCUGGGUGAGUGCUGCCAUGGAAAAAGUGCAGGAAAUGCGGGGGAACUUGCGCUUGAACGCAGAGGAGGAGGAAAUAGUUGACAUAGAUGGAAAUGGAGUCGAGACGGUGAUGGAGAAGGGCGAUCAGAGCCUAAUAGGAAAGAUAUGGGCUGAUAGGCAGAUAAAUAAGGUUGUGGUUCAAUCAACAAUGGGGAAAAUCUGGAGAAUUAGCAAGCCAGCAGAAUUUACAGAGAUGGGUCGAAAUAUUUUUAUGAUUACGUUUGCCAAUCACGCGGGCAAGAUACGGGUGGAAGAGGGACGACCAUGGUUGUUUGAUGGAUCGAUAUUUGUGAUGAAUUCAUUUGAGGGCUAUACACCAUUGAGUGAAAUACAAUUUGAUGUGGCGGCAUUGUGGGUGCAAUUCCACAAUUUACCUUUUGCCGGCAUGUCAAGGGAGACUGGCAUCAAAUUAGGGAGUUCAAUGGGCAAUGUGGAGGACAUAGAAGUGGAUGAGGACGAUGUUGGAUGGGGUAGUUCGCUGCGUGUGAAAAUUGCAUUGAAUUUGCGGAAAUCGUUGGGGAGGGGACGGAUGGUAAUGCUGGAAGGAGUGAAGACAUGGGUGCCAAUCCAGUAUGAGAAACUCCCAUGGUUUUGUAUUAAAUGUGGACGAAUCGUUCACGAAUAG